GCGUCUCGCGCGGUUUCGUUUUUGUUUGGAUUUCUCUCGCCUUUUGCUCUCUCUCUUGUUGUGUUGUUGGAAGGACCACGUUGCUGCAGCACCAUCAACACCAGCCAGCAUGCAGCAUUUUCCCUCUGCAUGUCUACCCACCUUUCCACGACAGGCGAAGCAAGCCCCAUCUGUUCACGCCAAUCGUUCACACACACAAUCGUUCACACACACAACCCUCUCCACCUCGAAAAGUCAAGCAAGCCAAGCGCUCUCAAGUCAUUGAUUGUUUACAUUUCUUCUGAACCAGUCAGCUCUCUGAAGCUCGAAGACCACUUCACAUUCCACACUCCUCAUCUCCUCAUCUCCUCAGAGCCAACUGUACCUCCACUUACUUGUCAAACAAACACAAGCAAAGAAGCAACCCAGAGGACAUCCAUCAACCUACUCCAUCCACAACGUCGCACAGACGACGAACCACAAUGCGCAAGGACGAGAAGACCAAGGCCAUGAGCCGGGCAUGGAGCGUGGACGCUCCCGAGCUCACGGUCUCUACACGAAAGCCCCACAACGUCGCAGAGCGCUUUGCAAGGAAACCAGAGCCGUUGACCAUGCCAGCGCUUGCGGUCAAGACGCGGCGGGCUGAGCGUCGCCGCCAGCACCGCCUGCGCGACAGACAGCAGCGUGCAAAGCGCACGGACACCAAGGGUCGCGUGGAGUCGCACAAGCGCCUGCUGAAGCAGGAGCAGGCGCAACGGGCCUCCGCGCUAGCCAUGCUGCUUGACUCCGCAGCACAACGCCGCCAGCAGUUGCUGGACCAGAAGCGCGCCAAGUGCGCCAUGCACCUGGAUAAGGCCCAGGCCGUGCGCAAGCAGCAGGAAACGGCCCAGGAGCAGUGGCGCGCACACUGCGCCCACCGCCUGCUGCAAAAAGCGAAAACCGCCCGUCGCCUGACCACAAGCAAAGACUUGGCGGCCACGCGCAUCCAGCAGUGGUUUCGCGUGCAGACGCUGGUGCAGGCGUGCAAGCGGCUGCAGACACAGGCCAUUCUGCAGGAGGAACAAGGCAGCGAGGCGCCGAGCUUUGAGACGGUCACGCGUGAGAUUCAGGACGAGCAGGUGUUGAGCGAUGUGGAGCACAUCCUGCACGUGCUCGCCCUGCCAAAGGCCAAGAAGGCCGCCGCUGCCGCCGCCGCCGCAGCAGCAGCAACAGCAAGCAAGACCACGACGACAACAACAGUUUCAGCAACACCAACAGAAACAGCAGCUGACCAGGCAAAGGAGGCGUCAUCGAAGAAGCCGACAGUGGCUGAGACAACUUCAACACCGCCGCAAUCGCGCAAGCGCAGCGCGUCCAAAGCAGGGAGGGGCGCAGACACGGAUGCAGACAGCGCAGCGACGCGCCAGAAGAAGGCGCUGAGAUGGCGCGUGCGUAUCGUGCUGUCGGCCUUCCUCAUCACCCAUCACCGCGAGGCCGUGCUGAUGACGAGGGAUGAUGCCAUGGAGCGUCAUCUCUUCGACUGCGCAUCCACACUCGUUGCCACAUUCCGCCGCUGGCUGCAGCAUGUGGUUGACGCCGGCCACCGCGCGCGAAAGUAUGCGCACAUUGCCGACAGUGAGCUGACACGCGCCAUUCGGCACCACGUGCGCGCAUUCCAGGCGUGGCAGUCCAAGGACCUUGACUCCCUGGCGCAGAGCCUUGUGGAUCAUUACAAGGAGCUGCUCAGCCUCAAGUCUGCCGUCGGUCGCCACAAGCGCUCCCGCAGCGAAUGGCACCCGCACAUCGACGACCAGCUGACGAUGAUUGAAACGCGCAUGGAGUCUUUGGGUGCACAGGAGAAAUUGCACGAGUGUUUGGCAGCAAAGGAAACACACAUUCAGCGCCAGGAAGAGCGGCGCCGUGCUGCUGCGCGCGCAAAGGCGACGGUGAUCGGGACCCGUGACAGCGCGGACACGACGCCAAAGCCAACCAGCCCCGAGCACGCUGCCCACCGCGAACGCAUCGAGCAGACGACGACAGCAAGUAGCGCAGCGGCGUCCAUGGCCACAAGCGGUGCGGGUUCAUCUGCAGGCAGCAGGAGCACCAGCACAAGCAGCUCCGAGCAUGACGGCAACGGCGACGGCCGUAGCAGUGAUCAAGACAGCAGCACAGGUGCCAUGAAGCAGGACAGCGAGGAUGAAGACAAGCAUCAUGAACGCCCGUCGACACCACCAUCACCAUCAACCACGAGAAAGCCGGCAGCACCCGCCUCCGAGAGUGGCAGUGAAGGCAGCGAUGCUGAGGAUGCGGACGCAGCAAUGGCGAAACAGCUGGCAGCAUCGUGGGAUCUCGACUUCCUGCACAACGUGUGCGUCGACCCGACAUUCCGCUUGACCAGCGACCGCGAGCUGCGGUUCUAUCACGAAGAGUACCCGGCACACCCACCGGCACACGUGACCAUCCCAUCAGCGGCAGCAACAACAACAGCAGCAACAACAACAACUGGUGCACACGCGAAUGGUCCACAGGGAGACAUGGCAUACCUUCGCCGUCGCAUUGACUUCAUCUCCCGCAAGGCGCUCAUGGAUCAGCUACAGCAAGAACUGGAGGCCGAUGGCUCUCCGGACGUGACGCGAUGGGUUCCCAUCCUGCGCGACCUUGUCGACCGGCUGUGUGCGGCCACGCUGCCACGCCAGCAGCGACUGCGCGACACGAUUCGGGAGCAGAUGGACGCGGAGAACACGGCGGCUGCCCUGCGUGAUCGCUUCAUGACAGCUGAUGAUGUGAAGGCGUUUGUGCUCAAGUACAUCAAGAUGCUCGCGGCGCCCUCACGCGACGAGCGCGUCGCACAGCUUGAGGCGUCCGGCAGCACUGCGGAGUUUCUGUUCAAUGCAUUUGCGCUUUUGGAAGCAAUGCAACUCGAUCUUGCCAACUACAUCCUCGAGACAUACCGGCCUCUCAUCCUCAAGUACGGCGCCCAGCUUGAGCGGGAUCGCAUCCAAUCUCUCGUCUUCUCUGGCGCCCUCACCUUCGACAACACGGAGAAGUGGCUCGCAGCCGCUGUCAGUGAGGCUGGUGUGUGUGCAAGCGAGCCCUAUGUGGCGGCGACAACAAACACGCUCGAGUCAACAGCAGAGGCGGCCCAGAAGAUGACGUUUUCCGAACACUUUUUCGUGGCAACAGAGCGGCUGCUCUUCUCAAAGGAGUGCGACGAUGCCUUUCCAGAGACGCUCGUGGCGGAUCAACCGCUCAUCACAACAGCGCGGCAGGAGCUGAGUGCAAUAGCACACACGUGCGCACUGUACACUCUCAUUUCACACAAGGUGCACCGCAUCAAGCACAACCAGGACAUUGCAAAGGAGUUCCGGGAGCUGAUGCUAGGCGCGUUCAUGACCGAGGGAUGGACGAAUGGUCUCGAUGAUUCAUCGCACCGCCGCAUGUGCACGUUUGCCAUCAGCGCCAUCAACAAACACCUGCAGCCCAAACUCACGCAAGAGGAGGAGGCCCGCAUCCGAGACGAGCCGUUUGGCGCCGGCGCCCCCGUCCGCCCUCCUCACCAAGCGCGUGCGCGAUGAAUACCGCCGCGUCAUCCGCGCACCAUCUCCAACGCAGGCCGGCCUUCGCGCCAACAACGGCCUUGACCUGUGCAGCCCGCGCCUGCACGCCGUGUUCCUUCGCCUCGCACGUGCGUUUGACCACAACCGCCACGUGUACGCGGCCGUGUACGACGGCAUCAUUGCCAAUGCGGUGCAGCCGCCAUCACCAGCCUCAGCUGCCACAGCCUCGACAACAGCAGCAACAACAACGACAACAACAAAGGCGAAUGACAAGGGCAGCGCCAACUGAUGUGUUCGUGCUGAUGCGCCUCUCUGCACUUGCUUGGCUGCGGGUUUUUCGUUUUGCUUUUGAUUGUUCUCCUAUGGGUGUGUGCUGUUGUGUGCUGCUGUGAUUGUUCAUACAUUUCUGUUCACCUACGUGCUGUGCUGUUGAGUUUUCCCACUUGCCUGGUUUGAUGGUUGCAUGUCCUUGUUUUCCAACUCUCAAAGUGUGGUUGCUUAAUCCCAAUACAACGUAACGAGAGGACAGGAGAAGAGAAGAA
Salpingoeca rosetta is the source of this 4057-nucleotide messenger RNA. RefSeq lists its product as uncharacterized. The transcript is spliced from 12 exons. Bases 462 to 3533 code for a protein of 1023 amino acids. The record is from RefSeq and is a predicted model, not a curated record. Gene Ontology annotation, biological process: signal transduction. NCBI's taxonomy places the organism in Eukaryota, Choanoflagellata, Craspedida, Salpingoecidae.